UGCUCUGGAGAACGCCUUGCCGAAGCAAAGUCGGAUGAAAAAAGUAACGUCAGUGCCGAAGUGAAAUCUACGAAUAAAUUGAUUCACAGCGAUGGUGCGGCGUUGCUAUUUGCUGACGAGCUGAAGCAAGUCAUCGAGAAGUACAUGUUCGGAAUAUGUCCUCAGCCAUACAAGUCGCGUUGGUCGCAGAUGGUGGGCAGCAAGAAGAACAGCACCACCCCAACAUGUGACCUCGAUGCUGAUCAGCAGGACCUUGCUGGCAGGCUAGCAACACUAGCGCUGCGUGUGCACUCCGUGUCCCGCACGGACUGCGCGCGCUUCGGCGCCGCACUCGCGAACACGUUCGGGGAACUCGCACGCACCGCCUCCAACAGACAAGUACUGGCCGCCGCCGUCGCGAAUGAGAAAAAACGAAAAUUAUCGAAGAGUCAAAAGGCGAAAAUUGCCGCGAAACAGCGAACAGCGCUCGCUGUCAAGAAGAAGGCAGCCGCCGUCGCCGCGGCAGCCGCUGCCAAGAUGGCCACCUCCUAAUUACUUUAGUGCCUAAUAAAAAUAAUGUCUUUUUUUUCUUCCUAAUUUUAAGAAUAUGCCAUGAACAUUUUACCACUUACCUAUUUAUUUUAGGAUUUAUUUAAAUUAUAUAUAUCUAUAUAUAAAUAUUUAAUAUGAAUUCGCGAAAAAUAUGUAAAAAAAAAUUAUCUCCCCCUCCAUCUUAACUGACAGAAUAUUUUCGCUUCUAUUAUUGUUAGUAGUGACUUUCAAAAAGUCACCAUAAAGACGUUUACAUCCAUAGUCUUAAUGUUACACUUUAGUUAGUUAAAAAAGCAAUUCAUGAGCAGUGAAGAACAGAUAACGAACAGUUGAAUUAGCGAAAUAAAUAUCAUUUCUCCUCCUCCGACUUAAUUGACAGAAUACUUUCGCGUCUUAUUAAACUGAGUAUUGACUUUCGAAAAGAUACUAUAUAGACUUUACAUUCAUAAUUUUUAGUUUUUGUUAUAUCUUAGUUACCUAGUUAUUAUUUAAAAUACAGUCAACUGUACAAUGUAGGUUAUGUGGUACAUGUUCAUAAAGCGGUAUUUAUUUAAGGCAUUAUUAUUUAUUAUAAAUCCAUUAAUAUUAGUGAAUGAUUUAUCUUAAAUGAAUAUUAUAAAUUGAUGUCAUGUAACAGCCCGAAUUUGUUUCACAGCUGGCCUCCUUCCCUAUAAAGGAAUUGCUGGAUUCCAAUACGAAUUGCUGGAUAAACUUUUAUCAGAAUAUAUUUUUGCAAAAUGCAAUCCUUCACAAUAAUUUCCUAAAUCGAAAAACAAGAAAUGAAUUAUGCUAAGCAAGCAUCACUUAGUUUUCACGUAAAAUAAAAAAUUUAAAUGUAUUGAUGCGUGCCUUAACUUGCAAUUUUAUAAAUAAAGGCAACGCCUUUAAUCCACUCUGCCAUCUCAGCUCUUUUAUUAAACGAAACCUUAAUUUAUCAUGGGCUAAGACAAAAAAUUAUAUUAUAAUUUAUUGAU
Molecule: messenger RNA, 1505 nt
Organism: Vanessa atalanta (red admiral)
Lineage: Eukaryota; Metazoa; Arthropoda; Insecta; Lepidoptera; Nymphalidae
Exons: 6
Coding region: 145-531 (128 amino acids)
Source: RefSeq, a predicted model, not a curated record